Meloidogyne enterolobii is the source of this 424-nucleotide messenger RNA. The record is from the annotation of a GenBank genome assembly. NCBI's taxonomy places the organism in Eukaryota, Metazoa, Nematoda, Chromadorea, Rhabditida, Meloidogynidae.
UUCAUAGGAUUAAGGAGGAUAUCGGGGGAUUGAAGAGGAUGUCAGGGGGAUUAUUAUAUCAGGGAAUCUGGUCCAGUGGCAUAAAGGACCAUAACAGCAUUAAUUCUGAUUUUCUUACUUUUCAAGAUUUAAUAUAACUAAAAUUACAGGCCCAUGGGUAAACGACAUUUCUACGAUUGCAUUGCCUGCCUGGCUAAUGCUUUGGGCUAAUGAGCGAUUGCAUCAAUCUAUUUCUUCUAGCCUCAACAAAGCUGAAGAGAAUAUUCUUUUCAAAUUUGGGAAAAAGCCAAUAGCUGUGGGUGAUUCAAGCCAACAAAACAAAUUAUUUGUCCAAAAGCCAGAUGGAGCUAGAAGAUUCAUCAAAAGCGUUUCGUUUCCUGAAUCUACUGAACAGAAUAGGCCCCAUAAUCAGAAUCUAUUUUGA